AUAACAACAAGAAGAAAAAAAAAAAAACUAGCUCAUCUCCAUUAAUCGAGGAGAAAAAUGAAAAAUUAAAGAAGGCCAUGAUUAGUUUCUUUCGAAGAAAAAGUUUUGAUUCUUGGAGUGUUCGUUUCUGAUGAUAUCACUGACUCAUACCAAAUGGGUCAGGCAUGCAAAAACUGAACAUUACUUCUAAAAAAGGUAAUAAUCCGUGCUCAAAAUUUUUACUUAUUGUGGCAACCAUUUGCUAGUUUUAGCAAAACAUAAGAGCGUGAGAGAGAUGGAGAGUAACAGUGGCGAGAUUAGUUGUGAUAAUAGUACUGAGAGGCACAAGAGUAUAGAAGAGGAGGAAGAACAAGAAGAAGAAGAAGGUGAAGAGAUCCUCAAGAGAAGAAUAUUAGGGCAUCCUUUAUAUUCUCUUUUGGUUGAGACACAUAUCAAUUGUCUCAAGGUGGGUAUAGGUGCAAAUGUAGAUGAUGAUAAAGGGAAUGCGACAAAAAAAGCAAAAUUAAUGCUUGAAACUCACAAACCCAGCACCUCAGACCUCGAUCUCUUCAUGGAAGCAUACUACCUAAUAUUGAAAAAGCUGAAAGAAGCAAUGGAAGAACCAUUGGAAGGGGCAACGUCUUUCAUCAAUGACAUGUACAAGCAACUGAGAGAGAUGAAUGAGAACCACACCGAAAAUUCAAAACCCGACUCCUCUGCUUAAUUAAAAGCUAUAUAUAUGCCCCAUAUAGUUAGUUAUAUCUACAGCAACACAUCGACUAUUGAUGAUGAAAGUCUAUAUAUAAUGGUGGCUUAACAACCCCUUGUAACUAAUAAUCCUAGUACUUACUAAUAUGAAUCUUUACAUCUAUCUAUAUUUAAAUUUAAAUUCAAUACAAAUAAUAUUAAAAAAAU
Molecule: messenger RNA, 894 nt
Organism: Jatropha curcas
Lineage: Eukaryota; Viridiplantae; Streptophyta; Magnoliopsida; Malpighiales; Euphorbiaceae
Product: homeobox protein rough sheath 1
Cellular component (GO): nucleus
Molecular function (GO): DNA binding
Source: RefSeq, a predicted model, not a curated record